Ostreococcus lucimarinus CCE9901 is the source of this 1060-nucleotide messenger RNA. RefSeq lists its product with no specific name. Bases 347 to 1060 code for a protein of 237 amino acids. The transcript has a single exon. Gene Ontology annotation, molecular function: S-adenosylmethionine-dependent methyltransferase activity. The record is from RefSeq and is a predicted model, not a curated record. NCBI's taxonomy places the organism in Eukaryota, Viridiplantae, Chlorophyta, Mamiellophyceae, Mamiellales, Bathycoccaceae.
UCGUCAUCUCGCGACGCCGCGCGAUCGCGAUCGCGACGCGCGCCGCGCCCGGACGCCGACGAUGAAACCGUCCGACGGCGUCGACGUCGCGCGCCGCGCGUCGUCGACGUCGCCGCCGCGCACGCCCGAGCGCGACGCGACGAUCGCGCGGCGACCGCGGCGCGACGAUGCGACGGUGCCGACGACGACGACGACGGACGCGACGGCGCGAGCGCGCGCGGACGCGAGCGAGUGGUUGGAAUUCGACGGCGCGCGCGACGACGGGCCGCUGGAGGGGUUUCCGUACGAACUCGGGGCGCUGGACUCGGGGCGCGGACGAAUCGCGUCACGCGCGUCGACGCGCGCGAUGGCGCUCGAGGGCGCGUCGGGGACGAGCGACGGCGCGGUGAAGUCGAACGCCGGUGAUUUCGCGACCGACGACGGCGCGACGGAAUGGGACGCGAUGUGGUCGCGCGGCAUCGAGCGCGGGCAGGCGUUCGAUUGCAGUCGAACCGAACCCGCGUUUGAGCGGUUUUUGAGCGCGCGCGCGGCGACGGGACGGGGCGCGAGCGCGCUCGUGCCGGGCUGCGGGCGCGGGUACGCGCUCGCGUCGCUCGCGCGCGCGGGAUACGAGGUUUGCGUUGGUCUGGAGAUCUCGAACACGGCGCGCGCGAGCGCGUUGGAACACCUGAAGACGGAGGACGUGCCGUCGACGGCGGUGGUGGAGGUGAUGGUGGAGGAUUUCUUCGCGUUCGCGCCCGAGGAAAAAUUUGAUUUGUGCUACGACUGCACGUUUUUGUGCGCCAUCGAUCCGCGGCGACGCGAGGAAUGGGCGCGCGUGUACGCCAAUUGCGUGAAACCUGGCGGUAUUUUGGUGUCCGUGGUGUUUCCGUGUGGGGAUUUCGAGGGUGGUCCGCCGUACGCUUUGACGCCGGAAAUCGUGCGCGACUUGCUCGCGCCCGUCGGUUUCGAAGAAGUGUCGCUGGAAGAAACGCCCGCGGAGCUCUACGCGCGAGGACGCUUGGAAUAUUUACACGUUUUUAAGCGAAGUGCGUUAAGCGAAGUGCGUAGCGUAGCGUAG